AUGUCUCGACAUUCGACUUCUUCAGGCCCUCCGUCACCUUUACUCCAGCAGCCUAGUCAACCCAUGGGAAACCUUGACCUCCAAGGCGUAUCCUCAAAUGCCAUUUCCUCUCCGGCGCACAACACAGACCACCUCGCAGAAGAUGAAAAGACCAGCAGCCGCACGUCCCGUUUUGUCGGCAACAUGCUUGUCUCUCGUAUAGGCCGCGCCUCCUGGCAGAGUCUAGAGUCCACUGCCCGCCUCCCCUUCUACCUCUCGCCCUGGGGCGACAACCAUCCCUUCACCCUGCCCAACCUACGGAAGCGCGACCUCGCCCUCGCAGGCGUCGCACACUUCGGGCUCGACGCGCUGGGCGCCAGCGCAGUCACCGUUGUCGAGAGCGCUAUGGCACACGCCGUGUCCGCUACUGUCGAGCAGACGGCCGACGAGGGGCUCUCGAAAGUGACGGGCAAGAUGAGCAAGGGCCAUUUGGUCCAGCGCCGGGUCGGUAUGAACAGCCUGACGCUGCGAAUCAGGCACAAGCUGAUCGGCGAGGCCGCCGAGCUGGUCUUCCAGGGCGUGCGAGACACGGAUGACCGCAUGGCGUGCGCCAAGGGGUGGUUCUGUCCCUACUUGUACGCCUCGGGCCGCGAGCCUGAGAUCGCACGAGCCAAGGAUUUUGCCAUGGCCCAGCUCUUGACACCGAGGCUGGCGGCGGAUGCGAGCAUUGCGCCGACGCUGCUCUCGUCAUUGGUGGAAUCGGACACGCCUGUUGUGUCGCCUUUCGGGUGCUCGUGGGAGGAUGCGUCGUUCAAACCUGGCUUCUCGUUUCCCAAGUUCAAGAGGAUGGCCAUCUUCUUGACGGGCAUCUCACCGUACCGUUACAUCACUACGCAGUCAGCGUGGUCCCACUCGAGAAUACCGAAUGAGGCGCGCAUUACUUUUCACUUGUUCACGCAUGUGCCGGCCAUCGUGCUGCCGGUUAGGGACCAGUCGCCGAUCAUGGCGUGGAGUCCGUGGACGGUAGCGCAGAUGUUGGAGAAGAAGUCUCGUUAUGACAUUCGAAAGCAUGUGGGCGAGCUGCUCGACUUUAUCGGCACAGUCAUCGACGAAGACGCGGCACAGAGCAGUCUCGGAUCUUCUGAACAUGGAUGGCGCGACAUCAUGGAGGGUUGUCUACAUUCCAUGCUUAGCGCUGUCCUCAAUGUUCCAGAUGCCAUCCGUGAAACUGCCAAAGAGUGCUGUGAGCUGGAAAGGACAGGUGUCGUCGCUUUCAGAUAUUAG
Molecule: messenger RNA, 1263 nt
Organism: Cryphonectria parasitica EP155
Lineage: Eukaryota; Fungi; Ascomycota; Sordariomycetes; Diaporthales; Cryphonectriaceae
Exons: 1
Coding region: 1-1263 (420 amino acids)
Source: RefSeq, a predicted model, not a curated record